AUGGAGUUUAUUCCAGAAAAGAGAGACAAUUUAGUUAGCAGUCUGUAUGACUAUGUUCAGAAGUUAUGUUCAGUAAAAGACUGUUUAUCUGAUUGUUGGUUUGAUUUGAUUGAGAAAACAACGGAAAUAGUUGGAAAAUUUAAAACAUCUAUCAGAGAUCACGAAGACUCAGAAACAACAAAAACUUUGGAAGAUUCAGCAGUAAAAUUAUGGAAUCAUGUAGUUCCUCUGAAAAUCCAAGGCUCAAUAUCUAAUACAUCAAAUGCUAAAUUGAGAAAUAUUUGUUUUAUGAUAUUAAAUGAGUUGAAUACUGGUGUUUAUAGUUCUACAGAUUCUAUGGUGAAAAGACAAAUAAUAAUGGGGAUAAAAACAGCAAGAGCAUGGAUAGAAUGUAAUGAACUGGAAUCAGCAGAAACUGUUCUGAAUAUUUCACAUCAGGAAAUGUGUCAUAUCAUACUGCCAACACAUGCUUUGGAUACAAAAUCCUCAUCAGGACAGUGUUGUGAGAAGCUAUUAUCUAGUAUUAUAGAGAAAUAUAAUAAUACCAGUAAUGAUGAACAUCAUAAUAAUAUAAUGGAGAAACAAAGACUAGAUAUAGAUAAAGAUAUUUUUAAGAUAUUAACUUAUAAAGCUGAAGUGGCCUCAGCUCAGAAAAAGAAUGAAGCCGCCCUGAACUUAGUGUUAACUGCUAAAGAAAUGUUGGCAAAGUUUCCUAAAGAGAAUUCAUACCUAUGUAUGUUGUGCUAUAAUUUUGGAGUAGAAACUUAUCAAAAUGAACAGUUUGAAGAAAGUGUUACAUGGUUAAAAGAAAGUUAUGAAUUAGGAAAAGGCAGACUUGGAAUUGAUCCCAAAAAUCAGGCUAGAACAUUAAGAUUACUAGCUAAUGCCUAUUUAGAAUGGGAUAGUAAAAUAUAUUGUGAUAAGGCAAUGAAUGCUGUAACUCUAGCCAAUACAGAGUACCUACACGCUGCUGGUUUAUAUCUCAAACUUAGAAUAUUACUGAUUACCAAGGAAUCUUCUUCUGCCAUAACUUCAGUAUUAAAUGAAAUCUAUAAACAUCCUGAUACAACUGUAGAUCUAGAUAUUAAUAUCAUAAAUCUUUUAAGAAAACACAAUAGGUAUGAGUUUGAUUAUCCAGUGAAGUUAUUGGAGAAGUAUGAUAAUACACCAAACUUCAGUAAAAUAGCCUCAGUUCAUCUAGAAACAUUAUUAUAUUGUAAACAUCUAUCUCAAGCUAAACAAUUCUCAGAAGAUAUAAUAACAGCUGAUCUACAAACAUUAUUAUAUUGUAAACAUCUAUCUCAGGCUAAACAUUUCUCUGAAGAUAUAAUAACAGGUCAUAAUACAGGAAGAGUUUUGGAGCCUAACAUAAAGAAACAGUUUCAUCAUAUAUUUUGGGAACAAGCUGCUACAGAUUUUGAGGCAGAAAGAUUUGGUGAAGCCUUACAAUGGUACAAUUAUUCCUACAGUCUCUUUUCACCAUCAGAAAGAUGUGAUAGUAACAUGUCUAAAUUACAGAGGAAUAGAGCUUCUUGUUUAAUCAGUUUAAACCAAUUUUCACAGGCAGAAGAAAUAUUAAAUGAAGCUGAAAGAUGUGAUAAAUCUGCAGCUGCAACUUAUUACUUGAUAUAUAAAUUAUCUUUAUCACAAGAUAAACAAGAGAGAGCUAUAUCAAGUUUACAGAAGAUGGUAGACUGUAUAAAGACUGAAGACAUCAAUAGUGAAUCACCUGAUCUCAGUUUAAUAUGUUUGGCAGCUCAGUUGGCAUUAAAAUUAAAUAGUCAUGUAGUUGGUAGUUUAGCUAUAGAAUAUUUUAUUAAUAAUGGUACAGAUGAUGGCCAAAUAUUGAUAGCUAUUAGAUGUCUGUUACGCUUACAGUUAUCAUUAACAGAAACUAAUGAUACACCUGACUGGCUGACUUGUAAGUUAUCAUUAAUAGAAACUAAUGAUGCUCCAGCUGGUAAGAUAUCAUUAAUAAAAACUAAUGAUACACCAGACUGGAAAAUAUAUGAUAAAAUGUAUGAAAUGAUAUUAUUAGGUUAUAAUAAAUUACUAGUUAUACAAAAUAAAUGUGAUGAAGAUAUAAGAGUUGUGGUACAAGAUGAAUCUUUAUGGUUUAUGAAAAUAGCUUGGAAUCUUGGACUGAAAUGCAAAGACAAUGCAGAGAAAACAAAAGACUUUUUCACUCUAUGUUAUCAGUUAUUAUCUUUAUGUGGUAAUGAAAUCAAUAAAAUAAACAGACAGAAGACUUGUAUAUUGAUGGUUUGUUUUUCCUGUUUACAAAUAGCACGUAAUACAUCUGAUAAUCAAACUCAGAAAAAUCUAUUUGAAGAAGUUUUACAUCAUAUUUCAAGUUUUAAGAAACAGGCAUAUAUGGAUGAUCAUAAUUUUACUGAUCAAAGUAUAAAAGAGAAUUCUGAUAUGUUAUUAGUUUUAUGUGAAUUUGAAGCCAGAGUAAAACUAGGCGAUCAGCUGGCUGACAAACUGCUUGAAAAACUCCUGUCAUUGCCUCAACCAGAUUCUAAAACUUUUGAAAUCAUUGCAGCCGUAUCUAUAGAAGCCCCAGCUAAUAAUAAAGAUAUAAGUAUGAAAGCAUUGAAACUAGCAAUUAGAACUCAUUUACAACUACAACAACCAGACUAUACUAGAUGCAGUAAAGAUAUACAUAGUUUAAUACAGAUGUCUAUAGGAGAUGUUACAUGUGAUAAUAUUAUAAAAGAAGAAACUAUGAAUUACUAUAAAGAAACCAUUGAUGUUAUUGAAAAUAGAGCUAAGGAAGAAUAUCCUGAAAUGGAAAUAGUGUGGUUAAUGACUAAAGCUUGGAACUGUGGCAUCCAUUUUUAUAGAUUUGGUAAUUUUGAUGAAGCUGAAAGAUGGUGUGGUGUAGGCUUACAUCUAUUAUCUUUAUUACCUAGUAUGAAAGGAAAUUAUCAGGAUAAGAUGAAUACGGUAUAUGGUGAAAUAUUGUCUAAUAUUGAAAGUAAUAAACCUGCAACUACAUCUUUAGAGGAAUAA
Molecule: messenger RNA, 3015 nt
Organism: Lottia gigantea (owl limpet)
Lineage: Eukaryota; Metazoa; Mollusca; Gastropoda; Lottiidae
Exons: 33
Coding region: 1-3015 (1004 amino acids)
Biological process (GO): meiotic cell cycle
Molecular function (GO): protein binding
Source: RefSeq, a predicted model, not a curated record